AUGGAAGGGCAGCGGGCCUCACAAAUCAACAACGGCACCACCGCCACCACCGACACCGUUGUCGUCGAUAACGAUGACGACGUUGUUUCACCGCCACCAUCAUUGCCACCACCACCCGGCCGUGCCCGCUAUGACAACAUGUACAUCGUUCAAUUCCCAAAAGAUCAAGUCUACCGUGUUCCACCAAGCGAGAAUGCAUUGAUCGUUGAACGUUACCGUAAUAUUCCAAAAAACAACGAUGUAACAAGUCGAAAAUUUUGUUGCUGUUGUUCCCUUCGUUGCUUGCUCACCAUUGUUACAAUCCUCAUUACAAUCUUUGCCAUUGUAGGAAUAGCAAUAGCUAUCUUGUUCUUCAUUUUCAACCUAUCGGGACCCACUUUCUCAAUUAACCAUUUCGGAUUCAAAAACGGUACAGGGCCACCACAUUAUGAAAUUUCCUUGAGGGCUAAGAACCCUAAUCAAAGGUUGGGAAUUAAAUACAUAAGUUCCGAGGUUUCUUUGAUUUUCGACGAUAACGAGGUUGGCACAGGAAAAUUUCCAACGUUGUUGGAACAAGGUAAAGAUGCUAUGACACAGUUUAAGGUUGAUGUAACGGGAAAGCAUCCAUUGUCAAAGAGAAUGAAGAACACGCCCUUGGACUUAGAAUUGGAUAUGAAUCUUUGUACGAGGAUUACGGCUUUGAAACUGAGUACGUGGAUUAUGAACGCUGAUGUUGUUUGUAAGUUUAAGGUUAACAACCUUGGGAGCAAUACGAGAAUCUUGUCGCAACGAUGUGAUACAAAUUUCAGACAAUAA
Molecule: messenger RNA, 795 nt
Organism: Vicia faba (fava bean)
Lineage: Eukaryota; Viridiplantae; Streptophyta; Magnoliopsida; Fabales; Fabaceae
Source: the annotation of a GenBank genome assembly